AUGAGAAAAAAAUUGAUUAAAUUAAAUGAAGAAGAGGAUGAUGCUAUCAAAAAAUAUAUGAAAAAGUUUAAAGAUGACCGUAAUCGUUAUGCGAUGAUUAAAGAUGAGCUUACUAAAAAAUUUAAAAAGGAUUAUACUCAUAAACAAAUUCGUCAACGUUGGAAAAAUCAUCUAGACCCUAAACUUUGUCACAAACCUUUAGACGACAAUGAAAGAAAAUUCAUUGUUAAAUGGGUUAUAGAAAAUAAAGGACCGAAUGGUGAAAUUAGUUUUGUAAAUUUAAUUCCCGUGAUGGAAAAUAGGUUUGGUAAAUCACACUCCGAGAACAAACUCAAGAAUUUUUGGAAAUCCAGAGAAAGAAGUAGAAAUGCUAAAUCAAGACAACGAGGCGAAGGAUCUAAGCUUCGUUUUGAUGAAGAGAAAUCUAAAACUAUGUCAACUCUCUCUUCUAUGGCUAGUCCCACUAUUACACAUUUUAAUUCUUUAAGGAAAGUCUCCGAUCCUUCUUCAGAGCGCUCAAUUCUUUCUCCAAUUUAUACACAUGAUUCUUCAUUGAAAAUUCAAGCUCCUUCAGUAUUUCGUCAAUUACCUCUUCCAAUUAAUAUUCGUCAAUUACCCCUUCCAAUUAAUAAACAAACUCCUUCAGUAUUUCGUCAAUUACCUCUUCCAAUUAAUACAAAAGCUCCUUCAGUUCAUCCUUCAAUUGAUGUGUACUUGAGAAAUCAAGCUUCAAAAUUUAAGAUAUCCCUCUAA
This is a messenger RNA of Funneliformis caledonium, 753 nucleotides long. Lineage: Eukaryota; Fungi; Glomeromycota; Glomeromycetes; Glomerales; Glomeraceae. The record is from the annotation of a GenBank genome assembly.